AUAAGGUCCGUCUCUCCACGUGUAAGGGAUCACAGUCACGUUGAACUGCUCCACCAUGAAACGGCCAAAGUUAAGAAAAUCAAGUAAGCGGCUAUCAUGUGCAAAACGAUACAAAAUACAGAAAAAGGUACGGGAACACAACAAGAAAUUAAGAAAAGAGUCAAAAAAGAAAGGACGCAGUAAACAUGUGAAAAAGGAUCCCGGAGUACCCAGCAUUGCUCCUUUCAGAGAAGAGGUUCUCAGAGAAGCGGAACAGAGACGAUCAAAGAUUGAAGAGGAAAAGGAGAAAAAGAAGCAAACUAUAAAAGAAGAGCGGGCAAAGAAAAGGAAGAAGGUGCAAGAGGCUGCAAGUAAAGAAGCUGAUCCUAAGGCCAAGAAGGCUCGGAUGGAUGAGAAUGGCAAAAAGGCAGGCAAACGGCUGACUCCAGACAAAAGUUCAAAACCGUUCCUUUGUUCUGAGUUAAAUAAGGUAAUUGAUGCAUCUGAUGUCAUACUGGAGGUUCUAGAUGCUAGAGAUCCUCUGGGUUACAGGUGUCCACAGCUGGAGGAGGCUGUACUGCACCGGGAAGGCAACAAGAAACUGCUCUUGGUUUUAAACAAAAUAGAUCUGGUGCCAAAAGAAAAUGUGGAGAAGUGGAUUCGGUGUCUUCAGCAGGAGUUUCCAGUUGUGGCUUUUAAGGCAUCCACACAGCUCCAAGACAAAACUGUGCAAGAAAAGAAGCGCAGGAUAACCACCUCCAAUGCAGUCCUGGACAUAUCCAGAGGGGCGUCCUGCUUUGGUAGAAGCUGUCUCCUUGAACUCCUGGAAAGUUAUGCAGCAGCCAAAGAGAAUGAAGGCUUGCUCAAAGUGGGCAUUGUAGGUUUCCCUAAUGUGGGAAAGAGCAGUCUGAUUAACAGUAUGAAGGGGAUCCGGGCCUGCAAUGCUGGGUUCAAGAGGGGCAUCACUAAGUUCAUGCAGGAUGUACAUAUCUUCAAGAAUGUGAAAAUGUUAGACAGCCCCGGUAUUGUGGCAUCACCAUCCAACCCGCCAGCCUCCUUGGCCCUGAGAAGCCUCCAAGUGGAAGAAGGGCAAGAGAGUGUGCUGGAGGCUGUCAGGUCUCUGCUUAAACAGUGUGACCAGACCCAGAUAAUGCUCCAGUAUAACAUCCCAGACUACAGAAACUCUUUGGAGUUUUUAACCCUUCUGGCAAAAAAACGUGGCUUAUUGCUUAAGGGUGGAGUACUUAACACAGAGCAAGCAGCUACGGCUUUCCUUGACGAUUGUACAGGAGCCAAGCUAAGCUACCACUGUAAGGUGCCGGAGAACCGCGGCCUCCCUACCUACUUGUCUGAUGCAAUUGUCACUGAGAUGAAAAAGGACUGGGAUCUAGUGAAACUUAAAACUGGUAAUGACGACACAUUGAAAGGUGUUCGGUUCCCCAAUCGGGCCAGUAGUGUAGGUUUCAUUUCUAAAGGUCCCACUGAAGGCCUGCUCAGUGUUACUGACAUCCCUGAGAAAAGCUCUGUCCCUGAACCCAUGGAGGAAAAGACAGACAUGGAGAAUGAAAAGUUUGAGGAUGUCGCUGAGGAGUCGGAACAUGAAGAGAUGGAGGAUCCACAGAAGGCCCCAGUCAAAAAUAAACCGAGGACAACCCCAUUACACUCUGUCGACAUUACCUACUCUACAGCCAAUACAGAUGAUGCCUAUGACUUCAACACAGAUUUUAAAUGAACAAUGCUCUUUUAAACUCUGCUGCCUCAUCGUAAACUACACUGACCUACUCUGGGCAUAUUUGGAUCUUGGGUUGUCAGUAUUUGGGCCGCUCAGAGAAAGAAGUGCUUCUCGCUAUGUUUAGCAAAAUUGAUCCACUGUCUAUUCAGAAUACAUAACCUGCCUGACUGGCUGGUUGGAAUUGAGGCCUUGUUUACUGGUAUCAUACUGGGCCUAACCAGGAGCACUCCAGUGGCUCACCUGGUAGAGCGCGUCACACAUAAGGCUGAGUCCUUACUGCAGCAGCCAGGGUUUGAAUCUGGCCCGGUGCCUUUGCUGCAUGUCAUCCCCCCUCUUUCCUAUCUCUCUCUGUUGUCGCCAUCUAAUAAAGGUGGAAAAUGCCAAAAAAAGAAUCUUAAAAAAAAAAAAACUGGGCCCAACUUGGUCUUUGGCAUUGAAUGUGUACCUGUUUUUAUAAGUCUAAAACAAAAUCUGUUAUUUUCAAAUGGUCACGGUGUGACAUCUUGUUAAAACAUUGUAAAUAGUCUGAAUACAUGUAAUAAAUUAACCCUCUGUAAUGCUUUUAUCCGGUUU
Molecule: messenger RNA, 2284 nt
Organism: Lampris incognitus (smalleye Pacific opah)
Lineage: Eukaryota; Metazoa; Chordata; Actinopteri; Lampriformes; Lampridae
Gene: gnl3
Product: guanine nucleotide binding protein-like 3 (nucleolar)
Exons: 15
Coding region: 56-1711 (551 amino acids)
Cellular component (GO): nucleolus
Molecular function (GO): GTP binding
Source: RefSeq, a predicted model, not a curated record